CUUUCAAUCUUUUUCAAAUUCACACUUGUAUAUUUCUUUCAUUUGCUUUUGUCACCUUCGUUAUUUUGUUCUAUCUAGCUGUUUCUUUAUCCUCAAAUGACGUAUACAAGACAAGAGAUAAGAAAUGGUACACCUAUACUUUUUUAAGAGACGCGGCGAGUGUGUGUGCGUGCGCGCGCGCCGGGAAGUAAACAAUAGGAACGAGUAGCGCGUAGAUCGGUUGCGUGUUUAGACGAUAUUUAAAGCGGCGCCGAUUCUGGCGUCGCUUCAGAAGACAAAACAAAAUCUGAGAGAGAAAUUUAGAAGACACACCGAGAAUCGUGAAUCUCCGGUCACGGUCGAGAACGACAGAAGUUUUUUUUACGAAUACGACUAAAAACAUAACCUUGUAUUUCCGUCGCCGUCGCCGCGCAAAUGUGACAUUUUUUCGCGUUUUAAGGACCGCGCGCAAAGCCGCCGAUUGUUGUUUUGACGAAGGACGAUCGAACGAUCUGAACUGCGUGAUCGAUGUGAACGCGCGAACGAGAAAACGAGAGAAAAAACAUGUGCGACAAGUAUGUUAUCGGAUAUUGGGUACCCGAGAGAAAACGGCAAAAGUUUAAUUGGACAGAUUUCGAAAAAGUUUGCAAAACCGAAGGAUUCGAGUUGAAAUUGAUCGAUGUAAAUUCAAGCCUCGAAAAACAGGGACCAUUACAUGUUUUUCUACACAAGCUGACAGAAACACAAUCCCAUGCGGAAAAAGGAGAUAAGAGUGCUACAGAUAUUAUUUCACGAAUUGAAGAGUACAUUGCCAAACAUCCUGACCUGAUUGUUAUUGAUGCUCUAGAUAAUUUUCAAAACUUACGCAGUCGGGGUAGAACUUACGAAUUUAUACAAGAGGGCAUUCGGUGUAAAGAUAUAUUUACUCCCAACUUUGUAGAGAUCAAAAGCAGAGACGUUUACGAAAUAGCGUUAACAUUAAAAAAACGUGGUAUUAAGUAUCCAUUUGUUUGCAAGCCCCUCAUUGCGUAUGGUUCAAGUGACGCGCACAAGAUGAUGAUCAUCUUUGACGAAGAGGACUUGAAAGACUGUCAACCACCUUGCGUUGCUCAGAAUUUUAUCAAUCACAAUGCUAUUUUAUACAAGGUAUUUGUCGUGGGCGAUCAUUUUCACGUGGUCGAGCGUCCUAGCUUCAAGAACUUUUAUCAGGAAGACUGUAAUUUGUUAAGUACAAUAUUCUUUAAUUCACACGAUAUAUCGAAAAGUGGGAGUAGAUCCAAGUGGUCUGUACUGUCCGAACAAGACAUUCCUUUAACCGCGAAACCAAAUUACCAAAUAUUUGAAACUAUUGUUAAGAGUGUUCAGAAAAUAUUUGGGCUUAUUCUAGUUGGCAUAGAUGUAGUAAUUGAAAAUCACACUGAGAAAUAUGCGAUAAUAGAUGUCAAUGUGUUUCCUGGGUACGACGGUUACCCGAAUUUUUUCGAGCAUUUAACUGACAGCAUUAAAAAAUUGUUGAUAGAGCGAAGAACAAAGUGUAGACAAAGCUCUAAAGAUUGUAUGUUGAAAAAAUGUCAGAGCGACGAUCUAGAUUCCGAUUACGACGAGAAAAGAAAAUGUUCCACUACGUAAGUGCAUAAUAUGUGAUAGAUAAUAUUGAAACAAUUAAGUUACAAUUGGUUGAGACAGUGGUAUUGUUAUCCGUCGUUAUAUUAUUUUUUGCCAUCUGGGUAGCUAUUACGAAAUUUUUUGAAAUCGAUUUUACUCGCAAUGAUUUCAACUUAUAUUUGUUUUUUUCCUUACAUAGGAAAAUAAAUCAAAUUGUUAUAAUUCUGAAAUGAUUUUAUAUAUAAUAGGUACCCUGAUCUAUAUUAUGAAAAUAUUAUGCUCUUAGUGUUCGUCUCUUUUCCUGCUCCCCAGUUCCUUAAUUUUUUUUUAAGGAUAAAAACGUAUAGAGUAUAUAAUAUAAUACAAUAAUAAAAAUGUUUUGUUACAAUAUAAUCACCACGAAAUGUGUGCAUUUAAAUAAUCGUUUGCUACUUUAAAUCACACAUCUAUUUUAUAUGUAUUUUAAAAUAAAUUCUACCCGGUAAAAUCAAUAUGUAAAGACAAUGACUGCCAGAGAAGAUAUUUUGUACGUUUUAUGUGUAUACAAUUUUGUAUUUCUGCGUCGAUGUUAUACGUGCCUGUGUGUGCACUCGAACAUGGAAUAUGCAAACGGACACUUAGAAACUAAUCGGUCUGGUUGCGACAGUAACGUGAUAACUGUAUUUUCGCAUAAAUUAGACGAAUAGCUUUUCAGAUUUUGUUUGUUAAACGAUGGUGUCGAUUUCAUAUUUGAAAUUUCUGUCGCAAUUUUACCGAUUGAUUUCAAAAUGACUAGAGAUACCAGUGAUAUAUAGUAAAUUCGAAGAAAUUCUUUUGUAAAUUAUACAUACGUUUUAUUCAGUUAUGCAUUGUAUAUAACAUAGAACUCGAUAUUACCUGUUUAAUUAAUUUAUAUGUACAUAUAUUUUAUAUAUAUAUACAUAUAUGUAUAUAUGUAUAUGUGUGAAUAAAUUGUACAGAAGCAUGGAAAAGAAACAGUUACUUCAAACAAGUGAGAUGUAUAAUAAAGAUUAUAUAUUUUAA
Pseudomyrmex gracilis is the source of this 2607-nucleotide messenger RNA. Its product is annotated as inositol-tetrakisphosphate 1-kinase-like. The record is from RefSeq and is a predicted model, not a curated record. Gene Ontology annotation, cellular component: cytoplasm. Lineage: Eukaryota; Metazoa; Arthropoda; Insecta; Hymenoptera; Formicidae. Gene Ontology annotation, biological process: inositol trisphosphate metabolic process. Gene Ontology annotation, molecular function: inositol-3,4,5,6-tetrakisphosphate 1-kinase activity; magnesium ion binding; ATP binding.